Molecule: messenger RNA, 900 nt
Organism: Puma concolor (puma)
Lineage: Eukaryota; Metazoa; Chordata; Mammalia; Carnivora; Felidae
Source: RefSeq, a predicted model, not a curated record
AGCGCUAGGAUGGAGCUGGGGCCAGCGACCGAGACCUUCGUGCUGGAGCUUCAGUGUCUUGAAGAUGGGGGCCCUGGGCCUGGCACCCUCUCAGGUGGCAGCGGUGGGAGUGAGAGUCAGGAGGAAGAAGAGGCUCAGGAGAACGGCAGCCCACCGCGGCCAGCAAGCUCAGCCCCGACGGGGGCCGGUGAAAUGGCUGAGGAAGCACAGCAGGGGCAGCCGGAGUUGCAACCACAACAGUCACAACAGCAACCAGCGCUGCAACAACAGCCACGGCAGGAGCGGCGACCACAAAGCCGAUCCCCAGGACCGCAGCAACAGCGGCAAGCUGACCGAGAAUGGCUGCCUCGACAAGAGAAGCACCUGCAGGAAAACCCCCCACCUGUGCCACCUCAGCAGCUGAAACCACAGCUGCCGCCGAUGCCGCCGCAGGAACAAUCAGAGGAGCAGCAAGUGCCAGAGCAACACCUGUUGCAGCCACAGCAGAAACCGUUACCACAGCACCAACAGUUACAGAAGCAGCAGCCACAGAAGCAGUUAAGGCAGCAGGAACCGUGGCAGCAGGAGCAGCAGCAGCAGGGACAGUCAGGGCAGCAGCAGGAGGAGGAACAAUUCCAGCAACAGCAGCAGCAGCAGCAGCAGCAGCAGCAGCAGCAACAGCAGGAACUGUUACAACAGCAGCACCUGCAGCAGCAACAGUUACAGCAGCAGCAGAAGGCGGAACAGUUACAGCAGCAGCACCUGCAGCAGCAACAGUUACAGCAGCACGUCGAGCUCUCGGAGCUACUGGAGACCCUGGGGACAGGGACCCGCCACAUUCACAAGCAGAGAAGCCAAACGGACCUGCAAAGGCUGCUCAUGACACCCGUGCCCGGCCGCUCGGGCUCCCGGCACAUCUGA